This is a messenger RNA of Colletotrichum phormii, 271 nucleotides long. RefSeq lists its product as uncharacterized. The record is from RefSeq and is a predicted model, not a curated record. The transcript has 2 exons. The coding region runs from base 1 to 177 and encodes 58 amino acids. Lineage: Eukaryota; Fungi; Ascomycota; Sordariomycetes; Glomerellales; Glomerellaceae.
AUGGCGGCAAGGGCGCAGCCGCCCUUGCGGCAGACCUCCCGGAGGUUCUACUUGGAGGUCGAUAAUCAUGAGAUUGCCCCUGACGGGUACUGUUGGAUCUCUGAGCAGUCGGCAGAAAAGGUGGAUCUGGAAGGCGGUAUGGGCACUUACAAACGACCCCUUACAUACCACUUCUGAGAGGCCGUGGGCUCUGCCCACAACCUCCUCCUUCCACCUCAAGACGCAGCAAUAAUAGACCAUUAUUGACACUUCGUUCCAACCGUACGGUUGC